CUUGGCUAUUUGCUUAGGCUUUUCUGCCCUGGGUCUCUCUUGUCACAUACCGCUCAUCUGUGAGUUGAGGCCCUGACUCCCUUCCCACAGAAGGAAAAGUCCUUUCUCUCUGAAGAUGAACUCAACGGACCACCUUCAGGACUCUCCCAACACCACCUCGCUCCAUGUGCCUCACUCCCAGGAAGGAAACAGCACUGCUGUCCAGGAGAAUCUGCAGGAUUUCAUCCACACGGCCACUUUGGUGACCUGUACUUUCCUUCUUGCCGUCAUCUUCUGCCUGGGCUCUUACGGCAACUUCAUUGUCUUCUUGUCCUUCUUUGAUCCAGCCUUCAGGAAAUUCAGAACCAACUUUGAUUUCAUGAUCCUGAACCUAUCCUUCUGUGACCUCUUCAUCUGUGGAGUCACAGCCCCCAUGUUCACCUUUGUAUUAUACUUCAGCUCAGUCAGCAGCAUACCGGAUGCUUUCUGCUUCACCUUCCAUCUCACCAGUUCUGGCUUUAUCAUCAUGUCCCUCAAGACGGUGGCCGUGAUUGCCCUGCACCGGCUCCGUAUGGUGCUUGGGAAGCAGCCUAACCGCACGGCCUCCUUUCCCUGCACCUUGCUCCUCACUCUGCUUCUCUGGGCCACCAGUUUCACCCUCGCCACCCUGGCCACCUUGAAAACCAGCAAGUCUCACCUCUGCCUCCCCAUGUCCAGCCUGAUUGCUGGAGAAGGGAAAGCCGUUCUGUCUCUCUAUGUGGUCGACUUCACCUUUUGUGUUGCUGUGGUCUCUGUCUCUUACAUCAUGAUUGCUCAGACCCUGCGGAAAAAUGCUCAAGUCCGAAAGUGCCCCCCUGUAAUUACAGUUGAUGCUUCCAGACCACAGCCUUUCAUGGGGGCACCUGUGAAGGGAGGUGGAGAUCCUAUCCAGUGCACCAUGCCUGCCCUAUACAGGAACCAGAAUUACAACAAGCUGCAGCAUGUUCAGACCCAUGGCUACACCAAGAGUCCCAGCCAGCUGCCCACCCCUGCAGCCAGCCGGCUCCAGCUGAUAUCAGCUGUCAAUCUCUCCACGGUUAAGGAUUCCAAGGCGGUGGUCACCUGCGUGAUCAUCGUGCUGUCGGUUCUGGUGUGCUGUCUUCCACUGGGGAUUUCCUUGGUGCAGGUCAUUCUAUCCAGCAAUGGGAGUUUCAUCCUUUACCAGUUUGAACUGUUUGGAUUUACCCUUAUAUUUUUCAAGUCGGGAUUAAACCCUUUUAUAUAUUCUCGGAACAGUACAGGGCUGAGAAGGAAAGUGCUCUGGUGCCUCCAAUACAUAGGCCUGGGUUUUUUCUGUUGCAAACAGAAGACUCGACUUCGAGCCAUGGGAAAAGGGAACCUUGAAGUCAACAGAAACAAAUCCUCCCAUCAUGAAACAAACUCUGCCUACAUGUUGUCGCCCAAGCCUCAGAAGAAAUUUGUGGACCAGGCUUGUGGCCCAAGUCAUUCGAAGGAAAGUGUGGUCAGUCCCAAGAUCUCGGCUGGACAGCAACACUAUGGUCAGAGCAGCUCAACCCCCAUCAACACUCGGAUUGAACCAUACUACAGCAUCUAUAACAGCAGCCCAUCCCAGGAAGAGAGCAUCUGUAAUUUACAGCCAGUAAACUCUUUUAAAGGAUUUGCCAAUUCAUACAUUGCCAUGCAUUAUCACACCACUAAUGAUUUAAUGCAAGAAUAUGACAGCACUUCAACUAGGCAGAUCCCAGUCCCUUCUGUUUAGAGUCUUGGAGGCUGGAAAAUGAUGUGUAAACUGCUUUUGUUUCUGAUACUAAUUGAUGGGCUUUUGGGUUUUGUUUUGUUCACUUUUGUGAGACCAGUACUAGAUCAAAACUUAAAGAUUCAGCUGAACAGUUGGCAGUUGUGAUUUUCUUUUGCCUGAAGUACUAGCAUCUAUUGAUUUCUUUGCGGCUUCUUAACAUUUUGAGAUUUGAUGUAAAAGGUUAUUUAGAUUUUUACCCUGACCUGUGCUCCAAUCUCUUGUACUAAAUUUUUAAAUAAAUGCCUAGGAAUGAUCCUGCUACUAUGUUAAAGUAGAGAAUGAACUGAUUAUGAUCAUUUGAGUCAGUGUUAUGGGUCUUCAACGUAUAUGUGAGCUGGAAUUUUUAAAGAAUGCGAAGGUAUGAUCUUUACUGAGGUGUUAUUUUUAUUAAUUUAAUUAUAAAUUUUAAUUCUUUGAAGUGUUGAAAUGGGGAACAAUACACUUUUUUUGGAAGCAGGCUAAUUUGAGUAAAUAUAUUGUUAAAGCAGAAAAUCAGAAAUGUAUAUUAUCUAUAGUUAUUUUUACCAAAAAUCCACAAAUAUUAGAUACUUUCCCUUUCAUAAGACAGUCAACCAAGAAUAUGGUAUUAUGAUUACUACCAUUUCUUAUUAUAGAUAUUAUUAUUUUGUGUCAAUUGAGUAGCUCUAUAGUUCUUUUAAAAAGAAAGAUGUUUUUGCUUGGUAAAAGUGAAUUAUUCUAUUUUGGAGUAUUCUAUCCUAGUGAAGAGGACUGCAUUUAUGGCAGAGGUAUGCUAUUCUUGGGAGAGUCGGUGCUAAAUGUGGUCAUCUCAGUCAGGGUGUUAUUAUGUGGGAAGCAAUCUAGACUGCUAUGUGUUAGACGAUCUUUAUUAUUAAGAAGGCACAAGGAUGAGAUUGGGAUGUUUUGAUUUAUGCUUUCCUUCUGUGUAAGAAUGGUUUGUUAACAACUUGACAAAGAGUAUCCAAGUAACUAUAUAGAUAUUUUUUUUGUCUUUCUUUAUAUGUUACUGUGAUAGAAAAAUUCUUAAGAUGAUCUAUUUUCAAACUAAUUGUGUUAUUUCUCUCCCAUUAAUCUUAAACUGGAGGUGGGCAGUAGGAAAACUAGAUUAAGUAUUUCUCUACCUAAAACUAAUUUUAUUAUAUAUGCUGUGAUUCCUAGCAUAACAAAUGUAAACUCACAUUUUUAUGUAAAAAUAUUUUCAUCAUACAGUUAGCAUUUGAACUUGUUACAGUUUUUUAACUAUAUCUGCUAGACACAAGAUGAGCAUCAAGAUACAAAACCUAUCUUUAUAAAUUGUUAUAUUCAAGAACAGUUAUUGCAGAUUGGAAGGCACUUUGUUCUUUUGGAUGAAAGGUAUUCAAUUUAUAGCACCCUCCCACCCCCAUGCUGUUCCCACGUACAGAGGUCAUGAGAGGCAUGGAGAAGAUACAGUAGAGACUCAGCUAGAACUCUGUUCAGCCUCAUCUAACAGCUCUUACCUUUCGGUAUCAAUCAGUCAUUUCUAUUUCUGAGAUUGAAGUAUGAGAUAUGGGUUUCAUUUUAUUUUUAAAUUCACCUUUUAGGACUCCUUCUCCC
Molecule: messenger RNA, 3331 nt
Organism: Hipposideros armiger (great roundleaf bat)
Lineage: Eukaryota; Metazoa; Chordata; Mammalia; Chiroptera; Hipposideridae
Gene: GPR75
Product: G protein-coupled receptor 75
Exons: 2
Coding region: 116-1738 (540 amino acids)
Biological process (GO): G protein-coupled receptor signaling pathway
Cellular component (GO): plasma membrane
Molecular function (GO): C-C chemokine receptor activity
Source: RefSeq, a predicted model, not a curated record